Molecule: messenger RNA, 906 nt
Organism: Linnemannia hyalina
Lineage: Eukaryota; Fungi; Mortierellomycota; Mortierellomycetes; Mortierellales; Mortierellaceae
Source: the annotation of a GenBank genome assembly
AUGCUACCGUAUGGGUCACCCUCAGUGAAGGAGAUCAACAUGCGGCGACUGAUGGCCAAGUGCGACGCCAAAGUGCAAGCAGAUAGGAUCCUCCAAGGCUCAGAGCGGAGCAAAUACCUCAUGAACAUUAAAGCGCUGGAGGAGAUGCUUAUAGGACUGGAGGAGGAUCUUUCAAGAAGUGGUAGGAUCGACAAGGCAGCGAUCCAAGGAUAUGCGGACAAAAUCGAGGCAUUGACAAGCGCCGUCGGUGGACCUACAACCGUGCAACCUAGUCAUAAGGGAUUGGUUCAGACCAGGAUGGUGUCGGACGCGUCGCAGCUUGUUGAUGGGAGACAUGGAGGACAGGAUUAUGCACUGAGGCGGCCGUCUGUCGCCGUUGACACUGAGAAGCAUCACGAACUGAAGCAACAUACACAUGCACCAACUGACCCAGCAUCACAAAUUCGGGAACGGAGAUCUGACAGGAACGGACUCUACGGGAACAGCAAUAGCAACCACCAGAACAGCUUGGGAAUCACGACGGGUCGAAGUGGUGGUGGAGCCAGUGCCAGCAACAACAAUAACAACAGCAAUACUGUGCGCGGGGAUCAGGCACAAGUGGAAGCAGCGCUCCAGAACGAUCGUGCGGCGCGUGAGGAGAUGGAGGCUGGAAUUUCGGCAUUGAUGCAGCAGCUCCGGCACAAUGCCCUUGCGAUCCAGCAGACCCUUGUCGAUGAACAAAAGUCCGGGGUGUUUGAUGAUGCUGAUCAGGCACUGGAUACGAAUAUUUCGCGGUUGGGAAAGGAGCGGGCACGGUUGGAGUUGUACUCGAAGCAGAGUCGAAAGACCAAAUGGAUGAUUUGGGGGAUUGUCUUGGGUGUCAGUGUUGUCUUUGUCUUUAUGUUCUUUAUCAUCCGCAUCUUUUAG